AACAUACUGCUUGAUGAGUCUUUAAUAUGCAACAUACAACAUAUACUUUUGUGGACCCUCAGAAAAAAAAAAAGCCUAUAGGAAUUAAAAGACUCUUAGAGGGCCAGUCUGUUAUCGGGCCUUGACUCGGCCAGUGGAAAUUACAACAUGCAAACCACAGUUCGAGGAAGUGAUUAAGAAGCUUCAAAAAUCCUCUUUUCUUGGACAAUGUCACACAAGACGGCUUUAUUACAGUUGACUUGACUUUACGAGUCAACACCUCAAUUUCUAUGAGAAGCGAAUUAUCAACUAAUAAUAGUUAGUUUGCUCAGACAAGCAAAGAAGAGCGAAAAAUUCAUCGAAAUGGAUUUCAUCUCAUCUCUAAUCGUGGGCUUUGCUCAGGUGUUGUGUGAAUCUAUGAAUAUGGCGGACAGAAGAGGACAUAACACUGAUCUUAGACAAGCCAUCACUGAUCUCGAAACAGCCAUCGGUGACUUGAAGGCCAUACGUGAUGACCUGUCUUUACGGAUCCAACAAGACGAUCUAGAGGGACGAAGCUGCUCCAAUCGUGCCAGAGAGUGGCUUAGCGCGGUGCAAGCAACAGAGACUAAAGCAGCCUCCAUUUUAGUGAGGUUUAGGCGUCGGGAACAGAGGACGAGAAUGCGGAGGAGAUGCCUUGGUUGUUUCGGUUGUGCCGACUACAAACUGUGCAAUAAGGUUUCUGCCACAUUGAAGAGCAUUGGUGAGCUGAGAGAACGCUCUGAAGAUAUUAAAACAGAUGGCGGGUCAAUUCAACAAACUUGUAGGGAGAUACCCAUCAAGUCCGUGGUCGGAAAUACCACGAUGAUGGAACAGGUUUUGGGAUUUCUCAGUGAAGAAGAAGAAAGAGGAAUCAUCGGGGUUUACGGACCUGGUGGGGUUGGGAAGACAACGUUAAUGCAGAGUAUUAACAACGAGCUGAUCACAAAAGGACAUCAGUAUGAUGUACUGAUUUGGGUUCAAAUGUCCCGAGAAUUCGGCGAGUGUACAAUUCAGCAAGCUGUUGGAGCACAGUUGGGUUUAUCUUGGGACGAGAAGGACACUGGUGAAAAUAGAGCUUUGAAGAUAUACAGAGCUUUGAGACAGAAACGUUUCUUGUUAUUGCUAGAUGAUGUCUGGGAAGAGAUAGACUUGGAGAAAACUGGAGUUCCUCGACCUGACAGGGUAAACAAAUGCAAGAUGAUGUUCACGACACGGUCUAUGGCAUUAUGCAGCAAUAUGGGUGCGGAAUACAAGUUGAGAGUGGAGUUUCUGGAGAAGAAAUACGCGUGGGAGCUGUUCUGUAGCAAGGUAGGGAGAAAAGAUCUCUUGGAGUCAUCAUCAAUUCGCCGGCUCGCUGAGAUUAUAGUGAGUAAAUGUGGAGGAUUGCCGCUAGCGUUGAUCACUUUAGGAGGAGCCAUGGCUCACAGAGAGACCGAAGAAGAGUGGAUCCACGCUAGUGAAGUUCUGACUAGAUUUCCAGCAGAGAUGAAGGGUAUGAACUAUGUAUUUGCUCUUUUAAAAUUCAGCUAUGACAAUCUCGAGAGUGAUCUGCUCCGGUCUUGUUUCUUGUACUGCGCUUUAUUCCCGGAAGAACAUUCUAUAGAGAUAGAACAGCUUGUUGAGUACUGGGUGGGCGAAGGGUUUCUCACCAGCUCCCAUGGCGUUAACACCAUUUACAAGGGAUAUUUUCUGAUUGGGGAUCUGAAAGCUGCAUGUUUAUUGGAAACCGGAGAUGAGAAAACACAGGUGAAGAUGCAUAAUGUGGUAAGAAGCUUUGCACUGUGGAUGGCAUCUGAACAGGGGACUUAUAAGGAGCUGAUCCUAGUUGAGCCUAACAUGGGACAUACUGAAGCUCCUAAAGCAGAAAACUGGCGACAAGCGUUGGUGAUUUCAUUGAUAGAUAACAGAAUCCAGACCUUGCCUGAAAAACCCAUAUGCCCUAAACUGACAACACUGAUGCUCCAACGGAACAGCUCUUUGAAGAAGAUUUCAACAGGGUUUUUCAUGCAUAUGCCUAUUCUCAGGGUCUUGGACUUGUCUUUCACAAGUAUCACUGAGAUUCCGUUGUCUAUUAAGUAUUUGGUGGAGUUGUGUCAUCUGUCUAUGUCAGGAACAAAGAUAAGUAUAUUGCCCCAGGAGCUUGGUAAUCUUAGAAAGCUGAAGCAUCUGGACCUACAAAGAACUCAGUUUCUCCAGACGAUCCCUCGAGAUGCCAUAUGUUGGCUGAGCAAGCUCGAGGUUCUGAACUUGUACUACAGUUACGCGGGUUGGGAACUGCAGAGCUUUGGAGAAGAUGAAGUAGAAGAACUCGGAUUUGAUGACUUGGAAUACUUGGAAAACCUAACCACACUCGGUAUCACUGUUCUCUCGUUGGAGACCCUAAAAACUCUCUACGAAUUUGGCGCCUUGCAUAAACAUAUACAGCACCUCCACAUUGAAGAAUGCAAUGGUCUCCUCUACUUUAAUCUCCCAUCACUCACUAACCAUGGCAGGAACCUGAGAAGACUUAGCAUUAGAAGUUGCCAUGACUUGGAGUACCUGGUCACACCAAUAGAUGUUGUUGAAAAUGAUUGGCUUCCAAGACUAGAGGUUCUGACGUUACACAGCCUUCAUAAAUUAAGCAGAGUGUGGAGAAAUCCUGUAAGCGAAGAAGAGUGUCUGCGGAAUAUCCGUUGCAUAAAUAUUUCACACUGCAACAAGCUGAAGAAUGUGUCAUGGGUUCCGAAACUCCCAAAGCUAGAGGUGAUUGACCUGUUCGACUGCAGAGAGCUAGAGGAAUUGAUAAGUGAACACGAGAGUCCAUCCGUUGAAGAUCCAACAUUGUUCCCAAGCCUGAAGACCUUGAAAACUAGGGAUCUCCCAGAACUAAAGAGCAUCCUCCCAUCUCGAUUUUCUUUCCAAAAAGUUGAAACUUUAGUCAUCACAAAUUGCCCCAAAGUUAAGAAACUGCCGUUUCAGGAGACGAACAUGCCAAGAGUUUAUUGUGAGGAGAAAUGGUGGAAUGCACUGGAAAAAGAUGAACCAAACAAAGAGCUUUGUUAUUUGCCGCGGUUUGUUCCAAAUUGAUAUGAGAGCUAAUUAAGAGCACUCUGUACAAAUAUGUCCAUUCAUAAGUAGUAGGAAGGUUGUUCCAGUGAAAAGUCAUCAA
Molecule: messenger RNA, 3148 nt
Organism: Arabidopsis lyrata subsp. lyrata
Lineage: Eukaryota; Viridiplantae; Streptophyta; Magnoliopsida; Brassicales; Brassicaceae
Product: disease resistance protein RPS2
Exons: 1
Coding region: 343-3066 (907 amino acids)
Molecular function (GO): protein binding; ADP binding; ATP hydrolysis activity
Source: RefSeq, a predicted model, not a curated record